Messenger RNA from Leptidea sinapis, 3996 nucleotides. RefSeq names its product rho GTPase-activating protein 4-like. Gene Ontology annotation, biological process: negative regulation of cell migration; signal transduction. Lineage: Eukaryota; Metazoa; Arthropoda; Insecta; Lepidoptera; Pieridae. Bases 426 to 3143 code for a protein of 905 amino acids. Gene Ontology annotation, cellular component: cytoplasm. The transcript is spliced from 15 exons. The record is from RefSeq and is a predicted model, not a curated record.
UCGCUUUUGUGUGAACUGCGUUUGGGAGUGUUUGGUUUGGGUUUGGGAGCAACGACAGUGUAGUGUUUGCAUUGUUUUGUAUGAAAAUAAAGAAUGUGUAAUGAAAUCCGUAUUGUACAAGCACCCAUUCGGAUAUAAUUAGUUAAUAUUUAUGUGAAUCAGUGUAUAAUGUGACUUGAAUAAAAUAUUUUAUUGUUGAUUCAUUCUAUAAUAUUAAAUAUUUUUACUAGAUGAUAUUUAUAUCGAAUACACAUUUUAAAGCUCUAAAUUACUUAUUUCGUGACGGAAAUCAUCACAUAACGUUUAAAAGUGGAGGAGUUUGUGAUCUGCUAAAAGAUCUGUAGACCAUAAUGUGGAUGCGAUUGUGAGUGUUGCGAUAUCACAAUAUCAGUUGAAGACACAGACAACUUUUACUCGAGUCGAAGAUGUCUGGAUCGGGUUCGGGUGCAACGACGCCGUGCGCGGUGGAGGCACCCUCCGCGCCCGCCACCGCGCCAGUGCUCGCUUCGCUCGACGAGCGCGAUUUGGAGCCGCGAACCCCCAUGAAAAGACUUGGUUCCACCAGGAAACUUGCAGCUUUUAACAAUAUCCGGCUGCAGCUGAGUGAGCAGUCGCGCGUGUUAGAAGCGCGCGCGGAGGCGGCGGCGGGCGUCGCCGGCGAGCUGCAUGAGCUGUGCCGACGCCGCGCAGACCUCGAGCACGAAUACUCGCGAGCGCUCGACAAGCUGGCGCGUGUUGCGCAGCAGAGGCACAAGGACCACCGGCACAAGCGCGAGCAGUGGCCUCUGAUAGGUGCGUACGAGUGCUGGCAAGCGGCACUGGAAAACACAAGGGCAUUGUCGCGGGACCACGCGGCGCUCGCGGAGCUAUACGGUGGCACGCUAGCAGCGAGGUUGCAGCGGGCUGCCGACGACGUGCUACGGCUGCAUCGCAAGUGUCGUGACGUUGUCUGCGAGCGGCAGGAGGAGAUCGGCGCGGCUCUGUGUGAGGCGGCUGCGGGCGGUAAGGCGCACGCGGCCGCUGCGGCCGAGUGGCGUGCGGCUGCGCUUAAGCUGCGACUGGCUCGCACUGCGCGCGCGCAGCGGACAGACCCCGCCUCCGCCAAGAAGCUCAAAGCGCUCGACAAGGAGCUGGACAAGCGUCGGGCGCGUCACAGCGAAGCACGGGCAAAGGCUUUGCGAGCGCGGGCAGAGUACGUGCUUAGCCUAGAAGCGGCCAAUGCCACGUUGCAGCGGUACUACCUAGAUGACAUUGCGGACGUAAUGCGGUGCACGGAGGUGGGGUACGAGGCGGUUGUGUCGCGAGCCGUGCGGUCGGCGGCGGCGGCCGAUGCGGCGCGUGCGCAGUCCUUGCGGAGCGCCGGCGCCGCGCUCGUAGCUACCGCUGACCGCCUGGACGCGCUCGGCGACCGACAGCGCACGCGCGAAGCACACGCCGCUGCGUUCACACCGCCGCGGCCGCUGGCGCCGCGCGCCGACCGCGAGCCGCGCGCGGACGACGCGGACGACGACGCGGAGGCCGCGGACGAGCCGGAGGACGAAGGCGUGGCCGCGGUGCGCCAUGAGGUGUCGGCGCGCCUGCGCCAGCUGGAGGCGGCGGCGGCUGCUCUGCGGGCUGAGGUGCGCGAGCGAGCCAAGACGCUGGACGCCGCCGAGGCCGAGCUGGUCCGGCAGGUGGCGGGGCCCGCCGCGCUGUGGGACGCGGCCGGCCUGCUCGAGUCCGCCGCGCCGCACCCGCCGCACGACGACGACGCACCGCGCCGCGACCAGGAGGACUACUACUUGGAGAAAUUCCGUUCGUACGUGACGUGCGCGGGGCGGCUAGCGCGGCUAGAAGGUCGUGCGGCCGGCGCUCGGGAGCGGCUCGCGGCGCUCGGGGGCGCGGGGCCGGGGGCGGCGGGGGACGGACUGUUCACGGCGCCCGUCGACGACGAGUUGCCAGUGCCGCUCACGUCGUGCGUGCGGGUCAUCGCCACGUACGGGUUACGGCAGCAGGGUAUCUUCCGCGUGUCGGGCUCUCAGGUGGAGAUGAUGGCGCUCCGGGCGGCCUUCGCGCGCGGCGAGGACCCGCUGCGUGACGUGCGCGACGCUACAGACCUCAACUCCGUGUGUGGCCUCCUCAAGCUGUACCUGCGCGAGAUGCGGCCGCCGCUGCUAGAGGGCGCGGCGCGUGAGCGGCUGUUGCGGCUGGCGGCGGAGGGUUCAGCCGAGGGCGCGGCGGGCGCAGACGAGGGGCAGUUCGUGAGUCGCGCUCGCUCGGCGCUGCUGCCCGCGCUGGCGCCGCCGGCGCUGCUGACUCUGCGCUACCUGUUCGCGUUCCUGGCGCACCUGGCCGCGCACGCCUCGCACAAUAUGAUGGACGCCUGGAACCUGGCCAUCUGCCUGGGGCCCACGCUGCUGCCGGCGGGCGGCCACGGCGGCGCCCAGGUCACGGCCCAGAACCUCGUCAACGAGCUCCUCAAACGGCUCAUCGUGCACCAUCACGCCGUCUUCCCGCAGGACGUCGCGCCGCACACGCUCUUCGUGCCGCCCGCUACGGAGGACAGCGAAGUGGACGGUGGGGCGGAGACGGUGGACGGCGGGGAGGGGCGGGGCUAUGCGCAGCUCUCCGACGACGAGAACAGUGAGACUGAGACCGAGCCUAGCGAAGAGGAUGGCGACCCGGCGGAGCAGGGGGGCGGCGAGCAGCACAGAUGUUCCGCCACUCAGCCGCGCGCACAGACGCCGAGCGAGACUGCCGCGGAGGCCGCGCCACAGACCACGCCCACUCCAGUCGGCCCCGCCCCUCCGCCGCGCGAUACCGGCUGCAGCCGCCUGGCCGAGAGUACGCCCGACCUCGUGCUGGACCUGCCCGCGCGGCCCGCCGAGCCGUGCGCCGACCUCGCCGACGCGUUCGUACACAACCGCGACACGCUGCGGCGGCGGGCGCCCGUCGGCGGCGGCCCCGAGGACGAAGUGGCGCCGACGGGAGCCAGCGCGGGCGGAAGUCCCGUCCCCGCGCGUAAUACGCUGCGUGUCGCUGCCAAGUUUGCCGACCUCACGCUCACCGGAGGCUCAUUGAAGCCCGCGCUGGCCGCUAAGCCUGCGCUGCUCCGGCGCCCCGCUGCGCCCGCGCCGUCUCACCCUGACACGCGCACCAACUAGUCAACGUUUGGUCAAAAUCAAACUAAAGCCGCUGUCCCACCGCGGCGCACGGAGCUCAAGCUUCGCUUUACAAGAAAAGGAGAUUGUGUCCACUGCAGCCCACAGACAUGCUAAGCAUCAGUUGACGUCAUUGAUACGUGGCAGGCUCGAGUAGGCGCUUACAUAGCUCAACGCUGUCAACGUGGCGAUGAGUUACGCCAUAGUUGUAUCGUGGUUCAUAUUCCUGUAUAGUGUGUGCUGCAGUGGAAACGUAGACCUACGUUGUCAAACACAUGAAUCCACGCAGCUAAAAUGCGCAUGCGCAACGGUGGGACAGCGGCUUAAAGUCGCCACGCACAAACCUUGCUCCCGACCGGGCGGCACGCACUGCUGAUUGCAUGGCGUGUGACAUGCUCGGUGUCGGUGCUAUGAGGUGGAUUUUUUAUAAGACUUUACAAAAAACCGUAGAAUCGAGUGUUACAACACUCCUCAGUUGCCAUGUUGAGAUUAUCCUAAAAAAAGCCGUAGGAACCUUUUACUCAAUUUUAUCGAUGCUAUAAUAUUAUGUAUAUUUUUGUAAGUGCUUUUAUACCUGGACGUAGACGCCUCCUUGUAGUCGUCUGUUAAUGUUUAUAAUCUUAUUGUAUCGCACUUAUAGCGAUUUUAAAUAUUUUUGUAUUAACGCGAACAUGUUUUAUUAUGUCUAGUUUAGACCUCAUUAAUAUUGUUUAUGAAAAUGUCCCGCUGUCUUAUGCCAUCAUAUUCUAUAAAACCAUCACGGUCAACUAUCUCAACAAUGUUGGGUAUCGCCCGUGUACGCACGUUAUGUACUCGUGGCCGGCGGGCCGCUGCGAACAAUAAACAGUAUUACAAA